UCUUCUCUUUGGCUGAAGAUCUGCAAAUGGAAUUCACAAAGCAAGAUUUUUCUUUUGAGUAAUUCAGUUGAGAGAGUGUGUUAAAAUCAUAUUAUCCAUUGACAAAAAGGGAAGGAAAAAAUUGUUCUUUUAUAGAUUUUGACCCAUCUCGUGCAUGCUGGUGUCUCCUCUUCAAUGUCAUCAGCAGGUAGCAUUUGGAUCCCCUCCCGCGUCAUAUAUUAUUUACUCGGCGGGUUGUCGUCUUCUUUGGAGUUUGCAGUUGGCCAUUUACUACACUUUUUGCGCUCCUGCUUUGCCAUUCCGGUAUUCCUCCGCCCCCUUCCAUUUCCGACUCCCUUAAUACUGAACAGCGGAGUGUGAGUUGCGCCCACGAACUCCAAAGACAGCAUUUUUUUCUUCUUUUUUUGGGAAGAAGAGAAUCCCUUUGUUGUUAUUUUAAUCCCCCUUGACCGUGGAUUCAUGGGGGGAGAGUAGAAAUAACGGCGGGAGGAGGGGAUAGAGAGAUAUGCUGUGCCUGAAAGCGGAAGCUUUGGCCAACGAGAUGUAUUCCUCCCAUGGCGUCAUGCUUCCGGCGAAUCUGGGAAGAUCGCUGCAGAAGGUGAUGCACAAGGUGGGGAAGAAUCGCAGUGAGGAACCACGGUGUCGGCGCUCACGCUCGGAUCCGUCUUCGUGUUCCUCCGGUGAUGGCACUCCGAGCUGUUCUGGUCUAGAUGCUAGCAAGAGUUAUGAUGGCACAAUGGAAGGGAGGCGCCACAAAAUGUGCAACUACAGAUCUCAGCUCGAAGAGGAAGUUAGAAGGUUGCAGCAGCAGCUCAAGGAAGAGAUUGAUCUGCAUAUAGUUCUGGCAAAUGCGAUAACUGAUAAUGCACACACUCUCGGGCCUCUGUUAGACUCCCCUUUGAAGCUGCCUGAUAAAGCCCAGGACCUUCUUGAUACUGUAGCAGCAUUAGAGAGAACAGUUGCAAAGCUUGAAGAGGAGUUGGCUUCUUUGCAACUUCAACUUUGUCAAGAAAGGAAUGAACGCCACCUUGCUGAGCACCAUCUUGGAUGUUUGCCAUCAGUAUUGCCAGAGCAACCAUCCAAAUCUUACAGUAGUAUGUGGGAAGAGCACAUAUCUUCUUUGCGGGCUUCCAAAUUUGGGUUAAGUCAAAUUUCUAGCUCAUUGCAACAAGAUCGAUCAUCAGAUCGGGAUUCAGAGUUAGCUAUGGCAAACAAAUCACUGGAUGAAUUCCCGGAAGAAGAGUUAUUACGAUCGUCUAAUGAGGUUGAAGAAGGGAAAAGAUUGGUUGCUUGUCUUCAGCAGUCUGAUGCAGUGGAAUUGAAAGACUCUGUGAGGACAAACCUAUGGAACAAUCCAAACAAGCUCUCAGAAGAAAUGGUGAGAUGCAUGAGAGAUAUCUUUCUUUGUCUUUCCGAACCAUCAGACACCUCUUCAAAGGCAUCUUCUUCAGAGUGUUUGCCUUACCAACCUUCACCAGUCAGUCAGCCAUCUCCUUUGAUGGCUUCUUCCGAUUCAUCCUUUAUAACCUCGUCUUCCCAGAAUGUUUCAACUGACACACGUCUAAGUAAUGAGAUAGUGGAAGUGGACAGAUUUGAUCCUUAUGGAGUUAAUGGCAAGAUAAAAUGGAGGAAUAUUGGAUGCUAUAGCAUGGCGAUGGAGGUAUCUUGGAUGUCUGUGGGCAAGGCACAACUAGAAUAUGCUGCUGAGGCUUUAAAAGUUUACAGAUCUCUUGUGGAGCAAUUGGCAAAAGUAAAUCCAGCCAACUUGAAUGGCAAUGACAGGCUUGCCUUCUGGAUUAAUGUGUACAAUGCCUUGAUAAUGCAUGCCUAUUUAGCAUAUGGAGUUCCUAAAAGCGACAUCAAACUAUUUUCUCUAAUGCAGAAGGCAUCUUAUAUAAUCGGCGGGCAGUCGAUCAGUGCAGCUGAGAUUGAAUUUGUCAUCCUGAAGAUGAAACCUCUGGGGCAUAGGCCACAGCUCAGUUUGGUAUUGGCUCUUCACAAGUUCAAGACUUACGAGGAGCAAAAAAGUUAUUGCAUCGACAGUCAUGAACCGAUGUUAUUGUUUGCCCUUAGUUGUGGAAUGUACUCCUCUCCCGCGAUAAGAGUCUUCAAAGCCGAUAACAUUCAACAAGAUCUUCACAACUCCAUGCUGGAUUAUAUUCGAGCAUCAAUAGGUAUUAGCGAUAAGGGAAAACUGUUAGUGCCAAAAUUGCUGCACUCUUAUACCAAGGGCAUCGUUGAGGACUCUUUGUUGGUCGAUUGGAUUUGCCGUCAUCUAUCACCUGACCAAAUAGCCAUUGUCCGAGAGUCCACAUCACAACGGAAACAAAGGUUGCUCGGCGUGCGGAGUUUUAGUAUCAUACCAUAUGAUUCAAGGUUUCGGUACCUAUUCUUGUCCGAGGAGAAUACUUGCAAGAAGUCUUGAUGAGGUUGAGAAUUGGCAUCUUUUUUAUCAAAGACUUCAUCUAUGAUUUUAUUCUUGGGCAUCUGAAUGCCUGUAAAUAUGUUUACGAAGUGAAAGAUCCAUCGAUUGUUUUCAUAGUCGUAGGAACUGCAGAGAAAGCUCGUGCAUAAGCCAAUUUGAAGGCGUUCAUGCUUGUGCAAGGGAAACUCGUACUUGUUCAAAUGGUAUGAUCUCAUAAGGGCACAGGAGUCGCCUUUUAGUUUGGUCAGAAUUGUAUAUUGAGAUUAAACAUAAUUGAACCAAAGUGAUUUUUUAAGUUACUUUUUCCAA
Messenger RNA from Zingiber officinale, 2734 nucleotides. RefSeq lists its product as uncharacterized. Bases 506 to 2425 code for a protein of 639 amino acids. The transcript is spliced from 12 exons. NCBI's taxonomy places the organism in Eukaryota, Viridiplantae, Streptophyta, Magnoliopsida, Zingiberales, Zingiberaceae. The record is from RefSeq and is a predicted model, not a curated record.